Molecule: messenger RNA, 3067 nt
Organism: Papaver somniferum (opium poppy)
Lineage: Eukaryota; Viridiplantae; Streptophyta; Magnoliopsida; Ranunculales; Papaveraceae
Exons: 3
Coding region: 117-2420 (767 amino acids)
Molecular function (GO): protein binding; zinc ion binding
Source: RefSeq, a predicted model, not a curated record
AGCAAAUUAUUGAGGGAGGUUUGGUAGAAACAAUAACAAAACCCCCAAAUUACCUCUACUCUCUUCUCUUGUUCUCUGGUUGAUGAUCUCCAUACAAGAAUCAAAUAACUCUGUUAAUGAGGAGUGACAAAGAUCACGCUUUUCUCUCAAAGGUAAUGGGGGAUAAGAAACUUAUAACUAUAUGUCAAUCUGGGGGUGAGUUUGUGACAAAUAAAGAUGGUUCAUUGUCAUACAAUGGCGGAGAUGCUCAUGCAAUUGACAUUGAUAACGAAACUAGGUUUGAUGAUUUCAUGUUGGAGGUUGCUGGAAUGUGGAAUUAUAGUCCUGAGACUAUGACUAUGAAGUAUAUUCUUCCAGGUCAUGGAAAAACACUUAUUACGAUUUCUAAUGACAAAGAUUUGCAACGUAUGAUCAACUUCCAUCAGAGUUCAACCACGGCGGAUAUUUUUGUUAUAACCAGAGAUGUUAUUCAUCAUGAUGUGUCCAACAUGCCUGCCAGUAGGUCAAGUAGGACAACCAUAUCAGAAGCUGUGGUUGCUAUUGAUGAUACACCAGUUGAUGGCAUUAUUAUAAACUCAGUUGAACCAGAUGCAGUAUUUGAUGUUCCUCUUGAAAGUAUAUCUCCAAAUCAACCGCCAGCUAUUGCUGUCACUGCUGCAAGUGCUGCCAAGCAUCAUAGAGCCGUAGAAUGGGAAAACACUAUCACUGGUGUUGACCAAAGGUUUACAAAUGUUCAUGAAUUCCGUGAAGCAUUGCGUAAAUAUUCUAUUGCACACGGGUUUGCUUACAAAUUCAUUAAGAAUGAUAGUCACCGUGUAACUGUCAAAUGCAAAUCGGAAGGUUGUCCAUGGAGGUUACAUGCGUCGAGGUUGUCGACUACCCAGUUAUUCUGUAUUAAAAAGGUAAGUGGAGUGCAUUCAUGUGAUGGGUCUAUAUUAACAAGUGGAUAUCAAGCUACAACGAACUGGGUGGCAGAAAUUGUUAAGGAGAAACUGCGAGAAUCGUCAAGCUACAAGCCGAAGGAUAUCGUUACUGAUAUUAAACGAGAUUUUGGUAUUGAGCUGAACUAUUCGCAGGCUUGGCGUGCAAAAGAGAUUGCCAGAGAGCAGCUUCAAGGGUCUUACAAAGAAGCAUACAAUCAGUUGCCAUAUUUCUGUGAGAAGAUAAAGGAGACAAAUCCAGGUAGUCAUGCUACAUAUUCCACAAAGGAAGACUCGAGUUUUCAUCGUCUGUUUGUUUCUUUCCAUGCAUCUUUGCAGGGUUUUGAACAAGGUUGCCGCCCUCUCCUUUUCCUCGACAGCACGUCUUUAAACUCUAAAUACCAGGGAACUUUGUUGUCUGCAACUGCAGCUGAUGGGGAUGACGGUGUAUUCCCAGUUGCAUUUGCCAUAGUAGACGCUGAGACCGAUGAUAACUGGCGUUGGUUUCUAGUAGAGCUGAGCUCUGCAGUUUCCACUUCUCAAAUUACGUUUGUAGCAGAUAUGCAAAAGGGUUUAAGUGAAUCAAUACCUGAGGUAUUUGUUGAUGCUAAACACAGUUACUGCCUGCGGUAUCUUACAGAGAGUUUCAAGAGAGAUCUGAAGAUGCAGUUUUCUAAUGAAGUGAAACGUCUUUUGGUUGCUGAUCUUCACUCUGCUGCUUAUGCUACUAGAUACGAAGAAUUCCAAAGGAGCCAUGAAAGUAUCAAAGGAAUUUCUCCUGAAGCAUAUAACUGGGUUCACCAAAAUAAGCCUGAGCAUUGGGCUAACGUGUUCUUUGAGGGUGCAAGGUAUAACCAUAUGACAGCCAAUUUCGGGGAAAUGUUCUACCAAUGGGUAUCAGAGGCUCAUGAAUUACCAAUAACACAGUUGGUUGAUGUAAUCCGGCGGAAGAUGAUGGAGUUGAUAUAUACACGUCGGGUGGAUUCCAAUCAAUGGGAGACUACACUAACUCCAUCUGCAGAGCAAAAAAUACGGAAAGAAACUGCGAAAGCACAAUCUUUUCGUGUGGAUUAUGAUGUGAUAUUUCCACCUAAUAAUAACAAGUUUGAGGUUCGUGGGGACUCUUACACUGAAAAAGUGGACAUUGGGCAAAAAUGGGAUUGCAGUUGCAAAGGAUGGAAUUUAAGUGGAUUGCCAUGUUCCCAUGCAAUAGCUUGCAUUUUGUACAUUGGCAAACACCCGUAUGCUUACUGCUCCAGAUACUUCACUACUGAGACUUACCGAACAACCUAUUCUCAGUCAAUAAACCCUGUUCCAAAUGAAGACAUGCCUACCAAAAUAGAUUCGUCUGAAGGGGCAGUCCUGAUAACCCCUCCUCCUGCUCGGCGUACACCUGGUCGACCAAAAUCACAGCGGGCACAAGAUCUGGACAAGCGGAAACUUCAGUGUAGUAACUGCAAGGGUUUUGGACACAAUAAAUCGACAUGCAAAUCCAUCUAGAGAUAUUAGACUUCUGUAGUUGGUCGAUUAUGCUUUGGGUUUGCAGAUGAUAAUACUACAUUUCGGAGGAAACUCCAGGGUACUACCUCCAUGCAGCACGAUGACUCAGGCACUCCAUGUAUGUAUAACAACAGCACCUUGCCUGCUUCUAUAUUUGCACAGUACAAUACAUAAUUGGAGCGGAUGCUGCCUGCCUCGUGGGCCUAAUCGUGAAGAUAAGAUGAUGAACAUGUUCAGCUACUGUUGGGUUGCUAUUACAUUUUUUCUUUCCCGAAAGUAAUAAAUUAAUAAUAGGAUUCUGUGGCUUUUAGUAUCUGCAAGAGUAUGGCAUGCACGGUGGCACAAACUACAGCUAGUUAUAUUGGAUUUAGGGAUCACUUUUCGUUGGAAUGAUUUGAGUUUAGUCUUGAAGAGCAGUCGUGGAUUCAUUUAUCCUAGAUGAGAAUGUAGAAAGUUGUAGGAAUUAUUAUUUAGAAGUGAAAUAGCUGAACAUGAUUGAAACAGAGUCGAACUGUGGAGAAUGAUUAAAGAUGCAUAGAGUAAGUCAUUUGUGGUUUACUUACUUGGAAGAUUGACAGGUUAAAUAUAGUUGUCAUUGGUUUUCUUAACAAGAAUAAUACAGGUGAUUUUCAUAUGUUAAUUGUAUU